AUGACCACUACUUCCGAGGUGCGCUUUUUACUUGGCAUACCUAAGGAACAGCUGCCAGAAAAACAACAAAGAACUGGCACUUCUAAAAUUAAGAAGGCAAAAAAAAUUGUCGGAAACUCGCCUGGUCUUCCGGAAGGCAGUAAUCCGCACAAGUUUCUGCCAAAGUCAAAGCGCGAUUGGCCACAGGACCAAGAAGCUGUUCCGUGGAAGUGUCUUUCAGAGUUGGGCAUAGUGAUUCGACGCGAUCCAGUAUUUGACGGCUAG
This is a messenger RNA of Opisthorchis viverrini, 264 nucleotides long. RefSeq lists its product as hypothetical. Lineage: Eukaryota; Metazoa; Platyhelminthes; Trematoda; Opisthorchiida; Opisthorchiidae. The record is from RefSeq and is a predicted model, not a curated record. Bases 1 to 264 code for a protein of 87 amino acids. The transcript has a single exon.